AUGGCAACAAUCGUUAGAAAACCCACGGUGAUCAGGAUUUCCGAAAGAAAUCUACCCACAGUAAAAUCGAUCAAAAGUGCUCGCCAUCGUUCAAACACUCUUUCAUGUCAAGAAUCCAAACCGACAAUGGUCACUGUAGCGCGUAAAAGUCAACCUGAUAUUAAUGUGCAUUUCGUAUCAACAAAGAGGCGUACAUCUGUGACACGACCGAAUAUGAAACCACCCAUUGAAAUGGAAGAUAUUCAACCGAAAACUAGAUACAGCGACUACUUUAUUUCGUUUCCCGGCCAAAAACGUGUCGGACCUGAUAACACUAUACACGGUCUUGAUUCGAAAUCCUACGAAGCUACAAGUGGAAUACAUCCGGAACCGGUUAAAAUGUUUCAAAUUAGAAAACAUAGUUGUUAUUUUCUUACCAUGCUUAUCGUUGCUGUAUUUGUCAUCGGAAUUUUAGCAACAGCACUCAGUCUAACUCUUAAACAAAACAAGGAACUCAGUGAGCGCCAAUCGACGACAGAAGCGACAAUAAUGUCCACAUCUACGGUGCAAACGACGACCACUGAAUCAACAACAAGAACUACUACGACAACAUCCGCGCCUACAACAACAACGACAAAAACGAGUACAUCGACCACCACAACAGCAACGACAGCGGGGUUGACCACACAAGCCACUUCUGCAACUACUACGACAUCAGUUACAUCGGUAGCGGUAACGAGUGUAUCUGUAAGCACUACUUCAGUUCAAUCAGCUAGUACGACGGUAUCUGACGUUACAUCACAGAUGAAUAGUACGUCAGAUGUCACGAUCACUUCCUUGAACACUUCAACGCUAGUGAACUCAAUAACUGAUUUACAAUCCACUAAUGCUGAGAACACAUUGACGAGUGCGGAUAAUUUCGUCAGCUCCAAUUCGGAUACGCCCACAUCCACAACAGAAUAUUCUUCUUCCACAUCAAAUGCAUUUGUUUCGGAUAGUACAAUUGACACAGAAUCAACAGCUACCGAUGGCCCUACACCUACUACGGAAAUCGAUACUACACUGACAGUUUCAGACAAUGCCAUAACGCCACAAUCUACUAUAAUCCAAUCAUCAACAAACAACAUCGCUUCAGUUUCCAGUCAAGAUACAUCAGAAUCACUGACCAAUUCGUUAUCCAUAGUGGACUCUUCUCCUAUUUACGAAAGUUCUGUCACAUCAGAAUACUCCACGGAUGAAGGAGGAAAAUUGCCUACAGAAGAUACAACGACUUUAGAUUGCUCGGAAGACCAUACUUGUCAUCCAUUCACAUCUUUCAUGAGUGUUACUGACUAUAAGAGUGGUGUUAUUAUCCCGCUUCUUGCUUUAUCCGCACGGUCUGGUCUAAAUUCUUCGAACGGAAAAUUAGUAUUUGAUGCUGGUGGACCGAAGACGUUCAAUGCACUUACUAGUUUUCUUGUCGAAUUGAAAUUAUUUAUUGAUCCUAGUCUGAAUCAAUCGACUUUACCAUCAUGA
Messenger RNA from Adineta ricciae, 1494 nucleotides. Lineage: Eukaryota; Metazoa; Rotifera; Eurotatoria; Adinetida; Adinetidae. The record is from the annotation of a GenBank genome assembly.